ACGGAAAAUGAAAUCCUGCUAAAAUUUGUCUCUGGCCACCUAGGUGAAACCUUAACUUCUUCACUUUGGAAUGCUGACCCCAUUUGGAGCUGGUGUCUCCUGGGUGGCUACCCUCAAGCCUUACGCUGGAAUAAACUCUUAUCCUUAAUCAUAUUUCCUGAACCUAUUUAAGGUCGACAGGAGAGGGAAGCGGAGAUGUCUUGAGAUAAAGCUGAAUAAAGUUUCUCAAGAAAAAAGGGAAAGGGACCUCUGAGCUGUACGUUGUUUUCUAACUCUAGGGAGUUAGAGGUGAAGUAGGAACUUGAAGUUGGAAGUGCUGAGUUGGACAGCCCUCAUCUCUAGGCAAUACUUUAGUAAAGUGGAAAAACGGGAGAAGACGACGAAGGCUAGGGAGAGAUGCACCCAACCCAGUCCCGGGUUUCCCACUAGCUCUCGGAGUUGGGUACAAAGAGUGUUUCAAAACCCCAUCUCCUGUGCUCAGCCCAGUGCUCCGGUAGGUCAGGUCUCCGGAACGCGUAAACAAAAGCAAACAGCUGAGCGGCGGAGGGCGCUGGCGACAGGUGUGGGUGUGCCCUGAGGAUGCGUGGCGACUUCCCGGAGCAGCGAGUCUGUGAGGCAACGAUGGAAGACACUGCACUCCACAGCAUAGCAGCAGGCCCUGCCCUGGAUGGCUCCAAGUAAAAGACAGUUCCCCAGAAGCCGUCGGCCGCCGGCGAUUCGCCUCCUCCCGCGCCAGACCCCGCCUCUCCCCCCGACUACCGGUGCCAUCCAGAUGCCCCAGGCGGGACCCCAGCUCACGAAGCCCACCGGCCGAAGCUCCCCACAGGCUAGAGAGCCGCUCCUUCGAGGCCAAACUUCCGAGAGGCGGCCUGCGCCUAGCACGCAGGCGUGGAAAGCUAGGCGCCAGCCUCAAACUGACCGCCGCCACCUGCCUCGGGCCGCGCCGUCCGCCGUUUACUUUCGAACGAGCCCAGCAAUAGUUCCCAUUGGCCGAUGCCGCGCAGUUGAAAGCUGCCUGCAGACUGCGCCUGCGCCGCGAGGCUCCGGGCGGCCCCGCCCGGCCUGGGCACCUGAAUCUCUUCGGGGCGGAGGAGGGCGGGGACUCGGGGCGACUCUCAGCAUCAGCCAGGAGCCGGUGGCUCUCAGUUUCGGCGCUGUGGAGUCGCCUACUCCGCCUCCUCCCCGCGGUGAGUCUAAGGACCUUUACGGAUCCGAGAAGAAUAAGAAUAAAAGAUUCUGGAGGAGUUGGAGAGAGUGUAUUCAGUCCCCAAACCAGGAGAUCAACAAAGAAAUGCACAAUUUUGAGGAAGAGUUAACUUGUCCCAUAUGUUACAGUAUUUUUGAAGAUCCUCGUGUACUGCCAUGCUCUCAUACAUUUUGUAGAAAUUGUUUGGAAAACAUUCUUCAGGCAUCUGGUAACUUUUACAUAUGGAGACCUUUACGAAUUCCACUCAAGUGCCCUAAUUGCAGAAGUAUUAUUGAAAUUGCUCCAACUGGUAUUGAAUCUUUACCUGUUAAUUUUGCAUUAAGGGCUAUUAUUGAAAAAUACCAGCAAGAAGACCAUCCAGAUAUUGUCACCUGCCCUGAACAUUACAGGCAACCAUUAAAUGUUUACUGUCUACUAGACAAAAAAUUAGUUUGUGGUCAUUGCCUUACCAUAGGUCAACAUCAUGGUCAUCCUAUAGAUGACCUUCAAAGUGCCUAUUUCAAAGAAAAGGACACUCCUCAGAAACUGCUUGAACAGUUGACUGACACACACUGGACAGAUCUUACCCAUCUUAUUGAAAAGCUGGAAGAACAAAAAUCUCAUUCUGAGAAGAUGGUCCAAGGUGAUAAGGAAGUCGUUCUCCAGUAUUUUAAGGAGCUUAAUGAUACAUUAGAACAGAAAAGAAAAAGUUUCCUAACAGCUCUCUGUGAUGUUGGCAAUCUAAUUAAUCAAGAAUAUACUCCACAAAUUGAAAGAAUGAAGGAAAUAAGAGAGCAGCAGCUUGAAUUAAUGACACUGACAACAUCUUUACAAGAAGAGUCUGCACUUAAAUUUCUUGAAAAAGUUGAUGAUGUACGCCAGCGUGUAGAGAUCUUGAAACAAAGACCACUUCCUGAGGUUCAACCUGUCGAGAUUUAUCCUCGAGUAAGCCAAAUAUUGAAAGAAGAAUGGAGCAGAACAGAAAUUGGACAAAUUAAGAACGUUCUCAUUCCCAAAAUGAAAAUUUCUCCAAAAAGGAUGCCAUGCUCCUGGUCUGAUAAGGAUGAAAAGGAAAUUGAAUUUUUUAAAAUUUUAAACAUUGUUGUAGUUACAUUAAUUUCAGUGAUACUGAUGUCAAUACUCUUUUUCAACCAACACAUAAUAACCUUUUUAAAUGAAAUCACUUUAAUAUGGUUUUCUGAAGCCUCUCUAUCUGUUUACCAAAGUUUAUCUAACAAUCUGCAUGAGGUAAAGAAUAUACUGUGUCACAUUUUCUAUUUGUUGACGGAAUUCAUGUGGAAAAUAGUUUCUCAUUGAAAACGUCAAUCUGAAUUGUUUAAAUGGGCUCAUUCUGUACACUGCUAAAUGAAAAAUAGGGUGGCAGCAUGAAUAAAUAGCAAACUAAGCUUUAUUAGUGCUGCAACUAAUAUAAACAAAGUUUAUAUUUGUUGCUUUUGGUUAGCAAUAUGUCAAAGUUAGAAAUAUCUGAAAUAUUCCAAUCUUUGGGAAAAUCUAGUAACUAAUUUGAAAAAUACACUGUCUCAUUUUUAUUGGCUUUAUGAAGGUUGACAUAAUGUUGCUGUGACAUUUAAACAUUCUUGUACCAAGUUAAUUGGCUUUACAGUUCUUUAU
This is a messenger RNA of Mandrillus leucophaeus (drill), 2818 nucleotides long. RefSeq names its product tripartite motif containing 59 (gene TRIM59). Gene Ontology annotation, molecular function: zinc ion binding. Bases 668 to 2503 code for a protein of 611 amino acids. The transcript is spliced from 3 exons. Lineage: Eukaryota; Metazoa; Chordata; Mammalia; Primates; Cercopithecidae. Gene Ontology annotation, biological process: cilium assembly. Gene Ontology annotation, cellular component: centrosome; intraciliary transport particle B; cilium. The record is from RefSeq and is a predicted model, not a curated record.